Messenger RNA from Pipistrellus nathusii (Nathusius's pipistrelle), 321 nucleotides. The record is from the annotation of a GenBank genome assembly. NCBI's taxonomy places the organism in Eukaryota, Metazoa, Chordata, Mammalia, Chiroptera, Vespertilionidae.
AUGGCCUACUCCAAUCCCCGCUACCUCCGCUCCUCCACCAAAGAUGACUUCAGCUAUGGCAGCUACAUGGCCUCUGCCAGCGUACACAUCUGCAUGGAUAGGUCGGCCUUUCCAAGGCCAGUCCAGCUGCUGUGCAUUCGCCCCAGGUGGUGGAUUUCUGGGUUCCGAGGGACAGCAUCCUCCACGCCAGACUCCCAGGGAGAGCGGGUCCUGGAGAGAAAGCACUUUGCUCCGCCUCCUCUUGGGGCUUCUGGGUUGGAGCACCUGUCUUGUGCUCAGAGGGGAGAACUGCUCCAGGGAUGCCUCCUAGCUGGCUGCUGA